Molecule: messenger RNA, 816 nt
Organism: Purpureocillium lilacinum
Lineage: Eukaryota; Fungi; Ascomycota; Sordariomycetes; Hypocreales; Ophiocordycipitaceae
Molecular function (GO): oxidoreductase activity
Source: RefSeq, a predicted model, not a curated record
AUGUUUCGACUCGACGGCAAAGUCGCCCUCGUCAUAGGGCUCGGCCAGUCUGGCUCCGAGGGCUGGGGCAUCGGCGCCGCAUGUGCCGUCUCCUUCGCCCGCCAGGGCGCAACCAUAUUCGGUGGCAACCGUACGCUCGCCUCGGCGCAGCGUACAAAAGAAGCAGUCGAGGAGGCCUCCCAAGGACGGGAAUGUACCGUGCUCGAGACCGACGCCACCAACUCAGUAUCCGUCAAGGCCCUGGUGGACGCAUGCAUCGCGCAGCACGGCCGUAUCGACAUCCUCGUCACCAACGUCGGGCAGUCGCAGCCCGGCACCGCAGCGACCAUGGCCGAGGACGUAUGGGACGCGCAGCUGAGCAUCAACCUGACGAGCGCGUACCUUGCGUGCCACCAUGUCCUGCCUGUCAUGGAGGCCCAGCAAACCGGCGGCUCCAUCAUCUGCGUGUCCAGCAUCGCCGGCCUACGCUACAUCGGCAAGGACCAGAUUGCCUAUAACACGGCCAAGGCGGCGCUCCUGCAGUUCGUGCGCGCGACGGCCGUGUCGUAUGCCGCCCGCGGGGUGCGCCUCAACGCCGUGGUGCCGGGCCUCAUGGACACGCCAUACAUACGUGCCCUGGCGGACCGAUUCGCCGUCGAGGGCGGCUACGAGGCGUUUCGCAAGACGCGCGACGCGCAGGUGCCCAUGGGGAGGAUGGGGGAUGCGUGGGAUGUGGCUAACGCUGUCGUAUUCCUGGCGUCAGAUGAGGCGCGGUACGUGACGGGGCAGAAGCUGGUCGUCGAUGGCGGCAUCACAGGCUCGACGGGGAGGACUUGA